AGGAAGCUGGCUGGCGCGGGUUGCUGCAGAAUGCUACCGAGUUAGCUCGGCUCGGGUGAGGAGGGCUCCGAAACAGGCCUUCGCUUGCCCAGAAGUGCUAGCAACAUGGAUAGUCCUUCAAUUCCUUGGCUGCAGCGAUUUGAUAAGUCUUCCCGCCUCCUCCUCUGCACAUUGAUGACUGGGCCUGAGGCUGCCCUGGCUGCCUUCCGAACCCUUCAACGGUCCCAGUCUAAGGAAGAUCCAAGGCAGGGCUUUGAUUGGCAGGACUUCACAGAGAAGCUGUGUGCUCCAGAGCCUGUGCUCCAAGGACCUGAGCAGACCCUCUUCUUAAAACCAUUAUUGCUGCUUCUUCCAGUAUUGUGCCAAAGAAAUCUCUUUUCCCUGCUGCUUAUGGUAAAGUCUGUAGUGCCAAAACACUUACUUGUCCGUCUGCUUGAGACCUCCAAGCAGGAACCUAGCUCAGACCUGUGGGUACAGCGAUUGAAGGAUUUACUACAGGUAGAGCUGCAGGAGAAGAGCUCUUUGACUCCAGUCCUACUAACAGAUGCUUGCCAGAAGCAACUGAAAGAUCUAUGUCAGAAGGUUAUGGCCCCCAGUAGCAACAAUCCUGGUUUAGAAAGAAAAUUAAGCUGGUAUAUUAAACAGACAGAUCCCUGCUUAGGAAUGGAUGAAAUUGCCCCUGCCUCUACAUCUCAGAUUAAGAAAAGCAAGAAAGUAAGCGAGGACCCCAUAAGCCCUGAAGAGGAGAGGCAGAGAAAAAGGGCCCGACUGGAAGUAGAUGAAUCGGAUUCAGAACUUUUCAAACCACAUGUUGUGCAGCAGAGAUCUGGUGCAAUUAGAACAGGAAAUGAGCUUAUGAUGAAGACUUCUGGAAAUGAAGAUGUUCACAGUGAAACCAACAACAUAUAUCAAAAUUCUCAAAAGGAGGAAAGAGUAGAAAUGAGAGGGACUACUCAGGGUUCACAAAUGGACACUACAGCAGAGGUCCCUGAUCACGUCAAGAAACAUGUCCCAAAACUUAAGGAACUUUUGGCGAUGCAGUGUGAUCAUUCUGAUGGGACUGCCCCUCCUGAGCUACAGGUCUUGAAUGAAUGUACCCCAGGGCAGCUAGAAGGUCUCUGCUCAUUACUUCAGCUCUCAGAAUGCCCAGAGAAUGAGCUUCUGCAGUUCUGUACUUGGCUGGUGGCGCUGUCACCCGAUCUUAGCUAUAGUUAUGCAACGAUACUGGUUGGAAAGCUUUUUCUACCUCGGGUUCUUGCACUGUCUGAGCCGGCCUCGUGGCCACUCACAAUGGCCCUGAUGAUGUUCUGUUCGAAAUAUGCUCGCCCAGUCUGUUGCACCUUAAUUCCUUCAAUUGUUCAGGCUCCAGGGAAAGGCCUUGAGCAAAUGAAACUAGUGUGUAAGAUAAUAGAGGAGUGCUUAGAGCCUGAAUAUGUGAGACUAGUAUUCAGCCAAACUGUAGAGAUGUCAUGGUCAGAAGAGCUCCUCGCAGUUGUGCAUUCAUUGCUAGAAAGACAGGUCGAGUUGUCUGCUGAGCUCUUCAACUUGUUAGUUUCAAAUGUUUGCCAAAUGGCUCAAGAGUUUUCCAGAUCAAUGCAUUAUGCGAAGCUGGUUCUCACUCUGCUGACCAAAUACCAAAGCAGUAUUACAUCGGCACACCAGUAUCGCUUAUCUGGUGUUCUGGACCUCAAUGAAACCAUCUUAAAGAAAUCUCUUCAAAUUGCACUAAAACGAGUGACUUCCAGAUGAAAACCAGACUUGAAUGAUUUUUCUGUGUGAGAAAAAGAAGAAAGAAGACAGCAAUCUUCUUCAAUGUUGGUAACCAUGACACAGAAACAACUAAAGAAACUUUCGGUGGCUGAAAAAUCAACAGCGACCAAUAUUCUUUGGGCCUAGCCUCUUGCCACAUGGACCCGUGUGCCCUAAUAAAAGUGCUGC
Molecule: messenger RNA, 1938 nt
Organism: Eublepharis macularius
Lineage: Eukaryota; Metazoa; Chordata; Lepidosauria; Squamata; Eublepharidae
Gene: FANCE
Product: FA complementation group E
Exons: 11
Coding region: 106-1749 (547 amino acids)
Biological process (GO): interstrand cross-link repair
Cellular component (GO): Fanconi anaemia nuclear complex
Source: RefSeq, a predicted model, not a curated record